Molecule: messenger RNA, 1110 nt
Organism: Penicillium angulare
Lineage: Eukaryota; Fungi; Ascomycota; Eurotiomycetes; Eurotiales; Aspergillaceae
Product: bZIP transcription factor
Exons: 1
Coding region: 1-1110 (369 amino acids)
Biological process (GO): regulation of DNA-templated transcription
Molecular function (GO): DNA-binding transcription factor activity
Source: RefSeq, a predicted model, not a curated record
AUGGACAGAAUGCAGUCCCAUGGAGCCACCAAGAAGCCUCGGAGUAAUCGGCCAAGCGAGCCUAAACAGUCUACGGGCAAAAACAGCGUAGAUAAGAAAGAGGUAAAUUUGAACCUUUCAUCAGCCACACUUGAGCAGAUAAACACAUUUAAUGAACAAAGGAAGAAGGAUAAACUAGCCAAUGAGUUAACUCGUAUACAGCUCCGUCGGCAACAAGUUCGCCUGGCGCAACGAGCUUACCGGGCACGAAACGAAGCACAAACCAGAGCGCUCCAACAGCGUGUCGCCCGGCUAGAGUCUGCUCUAGAACGAACAAGCCAGGCAAUGAUCUCAUUUACGGAUGUUCUUGUUGGGACUCAAGUCCUUCCGUCGCAUCAGCAGCUUGCACAUCGCCUUCGUGACACCGUCAAAACAUGCCUCAACUUGGCGAUGUAUGGGGAAGAUUGUGCGACAGAUGCUCAGUAUUCAAGAACGCCCGAACCAUCGCCAAUCGCUGAUAUAACAACAGACUCAGAAGCACGUACAGAGCGUGAACAUAAUGAGCAGCCUUUAUCGAAUGAGUACGCUGGUUUGGGUAUGCUUUCUUAUAGCCCACUUCUUCCAUUCGUAUCAGGCAGCUCGACGGUGAUAGAAGUACCAACCUUCGUCAAUCGUCUGAGAAUAACAUGUCUUUACCAAGGAUUUCUUUUACUCAAUAACCCCACAGUACCCCUCGAGGCCUUAAAGCGGCCAUUUCGACUACUUCUAUCACUCGUGACACGAGAAACCAUCACAUCGUACUUUCACGCCUGUCUAUAUGCAAGAUUGAACAAUAAGCAACCAGAUCGCUACAGCUGUAUACCAUGCUUCAAGUUGGGUGGGGCUGGUACUCAUUACCCUGAAGCUGGAUUUGAACAAGAGGUUUCCCCUAUGAUCUAUAAUGCUUUAUCGGCUUUCUCGCCGGAAGCACAGAAAGAUCUUGACGGAGAAUGGUUCGAUGUAUUUGACCUAUUGGGCUAUUUACGAGCACGAAAGGUUGCCCUGUAUAUGGUACCACCGGUCAAGGAUAGUACAUAUCGCACAGUAAAUGCGAUUAAUUUCAUGGCAGGUGAGACUUUCUUUUUCCGGUGA